UGUUUUGCCAGCACCUGGCAACCUUUCUGCAGAGGUUAUUGGUUGAUCUAGAGUGUUCUCUAGCAUAUAAGGUGUCUUAUAGAAAUGCAACACAAGCCGGGCCGAAUAGGUGCCCAGGUGGAAGAAGUCGGCGUUCGUAAACGUGUAAAUGAAAACCUGUGAUGUCCCUGGAGCGUUGAGCGACCGCGAAGGAUACGCAACUGCAACUGCAGAAGAGGCCUAUGCUAGCCAGUGGAUUUAAAUUUGACAUGGUCAUAACCUUGGAAUAGUUUGUCAAGGUGGUGAUUCUCUUGCGGUAUUCUCAUCAACCAUGUACGCACAAGGAGAACUUCCCGGCCCUCCAGGCUCCAUCCCUAUGGUCCCGGCUUACAACACCGAUCCAUACGGCAACGCUUUCUCAAACGGACAUGUUCCUCUGCCACCAGGUUUUGUGCCCCCACAGGUACCUCAGAUGAUGGCAGGGUAUGUGCCACCUCAGAUACCCACCAUAAUGCCUGCCCCUCAGAGACCGCCAGGAUGCCCACCUGGACUGGAGUACUUGACCCAGGUUGACCAACUCCUUGUCCACCAGAAGGUGGAGCUAAUCGAAGCUUUUUUGGGUUGGGAGACCAACAACCAGUAUGUCGUGAAAAACAGCCUGGGACAGCAGGUGUGGCUCGCCGCAGAAGAAAGCGACUUUUGCACCAGGAUGGUCUGCGGUUCCGUACGCUCGUUCGUCAUGCGCCUCCGGGACAACGUGGGGCGGGAAACGAUCACGAUCGCACGGCCUUUAAAUUGCAGCAGCUGCUGUUUUCCCUGCUGCCUACAGGAACUGGAGGUUCAGGCUCCUCCCGGCACUGCGAUUGGAUACGUGACUCAGGACUGGCACCCGUAUCUCCCCAAGUUCACUAUCAGGGAUGUGACGAGGAGAGCGAUGCUGAGGAUCGUCGGGCCUUUCUGCCAUUGGAACUGCUGCUCCGAUGUCAUUUUUAAGAUCACGUCCCUGGACGAGGCUUCAGUAAUCGGUACGAUAAGCAAGCAGUGGGCAGGAUUGGACAUGGAAAUGUUUACGGACGCAGAUCAUUUCGGAGUGCGGUUUCCCAUGGACCUGGAUGUUAAAAUCAAAGCUGUGGUGUUGGCUGCUUGUUUCCUCAUUGAUUUCAUGUUUUUUGAGCAUUUGCCCAAACAACACUGACAUCGUUCAUCUUAACAAGAAGAAAAGUCCCAGAGCUCCUGGAUAUGUCAGUGAAGCAAACUCCUAAACACGGGCGUUUAAACAUGAAGGAACAUGAAGAGGAACCUGAAACUUUUUCAUUGGUGUGUGGUGUUGCCUUCUUGUACACUUGCGCACCGAAUCCAUCUAUGAAACAGCAGAUAUUUCACUCCCUGUCAUUGUGUGUAUUUCGUCUGGUAUUGUUCUCCGAAUGUCCUUUUGGUUCAACAGACGUCCAUGACUUCAUAGCCACUGAUUGCAUUACGAGUCCAUUUGGCUUUGAUUGAAUUUGAACGUUAUCAUGUUCCUGCUCGUCUAGCCAUGUGCUCAUCCCUGAACCUCCACAUAGUGGAGAAGUGCAUUCUUUUUUGUGAAUCGUCACAUUUCCUGGCACAUUGGGGCACCAUUUAUGACACGGAUUUAUGUGUUUCACCCAACCUUAUAUUCAUGUAACUUAUCUUUGUUUGUUGUUUAGGAUAAUAAAUGCUGGAUUUAUAA
Silurus meridionalis is the source of this 1690-nucleotide messenger RNA. Its product is annotated as phospholipid scramblase 2-like. The transcript has 11 exons. Lineage: Eukaryota; Metazoa; Chordata; Actinopteri; Siluriformes; Siluridae. Gene Ontology annotation, biological process: plasma membrane phospholipid scrambling. The coding region runs from base 311 to 1174 and encodes 287 amino acids. Gene Ontology annotation, cellular component: plasma membrane. The record is from RefSeq and is a predicted model, not a curated record. Gene Ontology annotation, molecular function: phospholipid scramblase activity.